This is a messenger RNA of Paracoccidioides lutzii Pb01, 3192 nucleotides long. RefSeq lists its product as hypothetical. Gene Ontology annotation, molecular function: protein binding. The transcript has 3 exons. The coding region runs from base 1 to 3192 and encodes 1063 amino acids. The record is from RefSeq and is a predicted model, not a curated record.
AUGGAUGAUGAUGUGGACGAGACAUGGACUUGCGUUGAUGUCGAUACGACGAUGAUCAAUGAGGAUGACAGUGAUAACGACAACAGUAGCACUGUUGUGGUCUCUCGAGUGUCUUCUCCAUUAUCAAUUCAGUUCCAGGAAGUCAGAGCUGUAUCUCCUCCUCCAAUACAAGUCUCAUGGCCUGUUUCCCUUCCUUGGUUUCAGUUCCAAAAUGUUUACAUCAAGGAUCCGACCAAGAUGAUGUUCCUCCUCAAGGAGUGCAAUAUUAAGGCAAUAGCAAAAGGAGAAAAUACGGCUUACGUGGCUAUGGUGGGUUCAAGGAACUUUGAAUUAAACACCAGUAAUGCAGCUGGCAUCACCCGCGCUGCGGCCGAGAUUGGUAAAUCAAUGCCACAGAGCGUUGCUGGAGAACACUCUGCCACAAUGGAGAUAUUAGCGGGCGGUGGGGAAACGCUCGAAGCUAAGUUGGAAGUCUUUCGUCUUCUAGCUUAUCAACUAUCGAACAACCUGAUAGAGGGUGUCGAGGACGGGGAGGGAGAAGAGAUAGAGAGCAAAUUUGAGAGGAUCGUCCGCAUGUUUAGGGAGGUCAACCUACCACGAAAACUGUGGGUCAAAGUGUUUUCUGAGGAGCACGACCGAACCACUGCCGCGUUCGUUGAAGGUCUCUUCGAAGCUGCAAUCGUUACCUCCUCUUUGGACAUAGCAGAAGCACUGCUGAAAGUUGGUGCUGACCCAGAUCAGCCAAUCCAAGGGGGCAUGAUGGGCACUGUCGAACGCCCGAUUCAAUAUACUGUUGAUACAGGAGCUCGUUGCGUUGAGAUGGCUGGGCUCUUGGUCAAAGCCGGGGCUGACGUCGAUGGUGUUACGGAGGAUAACGAAGCUUCAGCCCUGCAUAUAACUGCGAAACGUGGAACCCUGAAGAUGGCUAAACUUCUUGUUGAAAAUGGGGCGGAUAUUCGCCGAUGGGUUCCACCCCAGUAUUGUAAUGAUCCCGUCUCAGGCUUCACACCUCUCACAUUCGCUGCCGGUCGCUCCAAGCACAUGGACCGGACAUCGCAUGACGAAAUCGCAGAGCCUGCGGACGAAGGCGUAGCGAUCGUGACAGCUGAGAGUGAGGGUCUUCGGAUUCUACGAUAUCUUCUGUCUCUCCAUGAUUGCAGAAAGGAUCGUGAUAUCUUACAAGAUGCGUUAACAGUUGCUGCACACCAGGGAAGAGCUGAUAUGGUUGAGCUUCUUCUCGCUGCCGGCGCCCGUGUGAACGAAGAGAACAGCUCAGGGUUCACUGCUCUCCAGACCGCUGUCUGGCAAAAUUACUCCACCCUCAAAAUCGCGUCGAUGUUUCUUAAACUUGGUGCUGAUCCGAAUUGUGGGAGCAAACUUUCUGCAUUGCACAUGGCUGCUGCUAAAUGUGAUUCACGCUUUGUAGAACUCCUUGUAGAUAAUGGCGCCAACAUCAAUUCCCAUAUUACUCUUGUGCCAGAGGAAGACGGUCCGAUUCUGGGACUGCAUUUUCGCGACAGAAGGCAGACUGAUCUCAAUAAAAUCAUAGCUCAUCUUCACACACCACUUCAACUAGCCCUUCACAAACUCCCAAAAACGCUCUGCCCUCCAACAAAAUCGGAUACAGGUGCCAUGAUUCUGUUGAAUGCAGGCGCUAACUUCAUAGGUGGGGAACUCGUUCAAGCGGUCGACUUUAAUAACGAGACUCUAGUACAGGCAAUAUUAGACCGAGGGAUCGACAUAAAUGAGAAGAGCUGGAAAGGCUGCACAGCUCUUCAAGUUUGCCUCGACUCUGGAUAUGGCAAUCUGGCGGCAUACCUGCUCCGCAACGGUGCUAGGUUACAGGGCGGCGAACUUUUCUCCGCAUUCAAGACAGGACAGCAGGGACUAGUCAACGUUCUUCUUGCCAAUGGGGCCAGUCUCCAAGACACAGGUCCCAAUGGAGAAUCAAUUUUAGAAGCUUCGUGCUUGGGCCAAAAAUGGCAGCAGAUGUUUUGGUCAAUUAAGCACGGUCCGACGCGAUAUGAUUCAGCGGCACUUUGUGCUGCAGUUUGCAACUUUAAAGCAGGAAGUUCCAUCACUCCCAUCAGAAACCUCCUGCGUCAAAGGAAGUUCGGGAAGGUGGACCGCUUAUUCGAAGGCACUGCAGUCGGUUGUGCGGCAUACAGGGCAAGCUGGCCAGUCUUGAGCUGCCUCCUCGACCUCGAGGAGUUGAAUACCUGCAUUGUGCCCCUGCGGGGAUAUUACGGUUAUACAAACUUGAUUCUUCAUUACCAUUAUUUGCUAGGUCAAAAUUACAAAAACCAGUUCUGGCAUGACUCCUCCAUGAUCCGUUGUUCCGCCUUAGUGCCCGCGAUCAUGAGGGGAAACUGGGAAAUUGUGCAAUCCCUGCUGGACGCGAGAUACCGUCCUGACGGCCUCUCCUUGCUCGUCGCAAUCGAGAAAUGUACGGAAUUAGAAAUCUCUAAGCUCAUUUCCAAUGGAGCUGAUGUGAACGCCCGCGUUCAUCGCGAUCUUGAUACCCCACUUCAACUUGCUUCCCGCCGUAAGCGAGUCGAACUUGUGCGGUUAUUUCUAGACCAUGGUGCAGAUGUAAAUGCCCUAGCAGCUAUUGGUGUGCCAACUCUUGACCACUGGGGUGAAGGACCUAAUGAACUCCCACCACGAUCGGCACUUCAGGCUGCUGUUGAACAUGGACAUCUGGAACUCAUCGAAAUGCUCCUCGCGGCAGGGGCAGAUGUGAAUGGCCAGUUGUCGCCGGAUGCUGGCGCGACGGCACUGCAGCUUGCAGCUGCAAAGGGAUAUCUUGGCAUAGCGAAACAGCUUCUAGAAAGAGGGGCACAAAUCGAUGCUGCUCGGGCAGGAACAAAAGGUCGGACAGCACUAGAAGCAGCAGCGGAACACGGACGGCUAGACAUGGUGCAGUUUUUGCUGGAGAAUGGAGCGAAGACCGAAGGGGACGGUGCCUGGCAAUAUCACAGGGCCAUUGGAUUUGCAUCUAGGAACGGCCAUCUGACCAUUGCACGACUUCUUGAAGAUUGGAGAGAUUGGACACCAAAUGAUUACGAACGUGGCAGUUUUGAUGAUCUGUUAGAUGACGAGUUUGAGGAUAGGUAUUAUGAUAGGAUGUUGAGAGACGACGAUAGCGAUCUGGAUACAGGGGGCGAAGAAGAUUUCUACUGGCGCAGCUGA